AUGUAUCAUCCAACGAUGAAAUUCUUCCUCGCUCUUUUUGCGAUGCUCGCCUUCGCAUCCGCCACAGACAUCGCCCAACAAUGCUCCGCCAAAAACCCGUUCGUAACCAACGCCAUCGGCAAAUUCUGCCAGAAUAAAGCCCUCCUCGUCCCAUCCGACUACGCAAGCCGAGGAAUGGAGGGUAAAUAUCAAUACGCAAACGUGAUGAUUCUCGGUAAGGCCCUUCACCAUCAACCUCUUGUUUUAUUCGCUGACGGUGAUCUAGGUACCUGUAGUCCACCCCAAUGGGUCCCACAGGAGUACUGUAUGAGCCAGUUGUAUGAUAUCUGCGCCAAGGGCGACAAGUUCGGAGAGGGUAAUGCGAGAUUCGGGAGGAAUAAAUGUCAGGAAUGGAGGAUUGUGGCUAGUAACAAUGGGAAGCAGGCGAAUGUUGGGAAGCCGAAUUAG
This is a messenger RNA of Lecanosticta acicola, 447 nucleotides long. NCBI's taxonomy places the organism in Eukaryota, Fungi, Ascomycota, Dothideomycetes, Mycosphaerellales, Mycosphaerellaceae. The record is from the annotation of a GenBank genome assembly.